AUGAGAUCCUAUUUACUUGCUCUCUCUUUUCUCGCCAGCAGCUGUUUGGCUGUGACGCCCGACGCGGUUUAUGGAGGUGGCUUUGAUCACAAUAAGAAUGACACUGUUAAGCUGCUUAUUGCCAACGGAGGUGCUGGCCAGAGCGGGUUGAUCAAGGAGCUUGCGAAUGCAUAUAUCAAAAAGCGCGUUGCAGACGGAGAGAAGCCAUUCCAGGUGGGAUGGAUCAAAAGCGACACCUUUUACAGCAUUCAAUAUCUCAAGACGGGCGAGGCUGACAUCGGCAUUACAUACAACCCAGCUGCGGAAGAGAUCGCCAUCAAACAAGGCAUUGCCAAAAGUCCAAGCUACUACGCUUUCCGAGACCACUUUCUUCUGGUCGGACCCAAAGAGAAUCCCGCAAAUAUCUCCAAAAGCGAUGACAUAAUGACCACGUUCGCAAAUCUCCACGAAGCAGCUGAAGGCCCUGCUACUGAGCCUCCUGUUCGGUUCCUGAGCCGCUAUGACAAGUCGGCUACCAACAUCAAAGAGACUCUGCUAUGGGCCGGCAUAGGACAAGUCCCUUGGGCGACUGCCUACUCAACAUGGUAUCACCAAUACAUUGCUUUCCCGAUCCAAGCUCUCACAGCUGCGAUCAUCCUCCAAGAGUACACCAUUACCGACCGUGGCACCAUCUUGUCCCUUGACGCAGACCUCAGGAAUCAGACUGUUGUUUACAAAGCGGGCACUGAUAAGGCGGACGACCCAUUGCUGAAUCCCGCUCAUGCGUUGAUUGGUGAAAAGGCACCUAAUGGUAAAGAGGCAGCCGUGUUUAUCAAGUGGCUUGUUAGCGACAAGGGACAGAACGUAAUUGCAGGGUUUAAGAAGGAUGGGCAGGUGCUGUAUUCCAAAGCACCGUGA
Molecule: messenger RNA, 897 nt
Organism: Fusarium fujikuroi IMI 58289
Lineage: Eukaryota; Fungi; Ascomycota; Sordariomycetes; Hypocreales; Nectriaceae
Exons: 2
Coding region: 1-897 (298 amino acids)
Source: RefSeq, a predicted model, not a curated record